UCUGAAGAAACAAUGAUAAUUAUGAUUAUAUACAUCGCCUUUGAAGAUGGCGAGACAAAAUAACUGAUGGUUAAAUAAAUAUCGUACAGGUUAACUCUGGAACAAAAAUGAAACAGUUGAAUUUGCUCUGAGAAAGAUAUGUCUCUAUAUGUAAAUGAAAAAUAUAAGAACCUGAUUAAGACAUCUCUUAAUUGGUAUCUAAUUUGUAUUGUGAAACACCAUCAAUGACAGCCAAGUACAGACCAAGUUUAAGGUACCAUUAUGUUACGCAUGCUCAAAAUGUACAGAUGUGUGCUCACUCUGGUUACUCUGUUAGGGACAGAGAUGCUGUCAGGGGUUGUGGUGUGGAGCGAAGGAAAAGAGGACCCAAAUGCAGGACUUGUUGAUGAGUGAUAAACUGAAGGCCGUGUUUAUUAUUAAGAGUGGGUGAACAAAACAUGAAACAGAGGACUGCCUGACUGGCUGACUGAAUGACUAGCUGGCUGGCUGAACUGAAAACACUCACAGGAACAAUGGCAAGACAACAACAAUGACAAGACCAUGAACUGAUGAAACGGAGGGACUUAAGUACACAGACUGAAUAAUGAGUGAUUAGGGGCAGGUGAGUAAAGAGCUGGACUUAAUCUGAUUAAUGAUCAAUGGGAAGAGAACUAGAACACAAUGCGCACAGACUAAGGCUAACACAAUAAAACAGGAAGUGGAACAUACGGAAGAUAAACAGUGAACAUGAACUGAAAAUACUGGGUCAACAACCCAGGGACCGUGACAGAUACAUACUAUAGUCUCCUUUAUAUGAUUUACUUAAACACUUCUGUUUUAGAUUUGGUUAAUAUAAUUAUUGUUAUAGGUAGGAAAUACUGCUAGAUUUCAUUGUCAUAAUGCCUAAUACUGCACUGUUAGCCUUUGCAGUAAUUUCCAUAGCUUAGUACUGCAAAAUCAACAGUAAAAAACUCUAAAGGAUGUUAGCAGUUUAGUACUGUAAUUUGCAUGUAAUUGUGGGAAAAUUCCAUGAGAUUACAUUAUUUUUACGGUAACUCACUGUACUCAUGGAAACAGCUGUAAAAUACAGCAAAUGUAACAAUUGGUGAUGUUACUGAGAUUAUACUAUUACACCAUCUGGAUUUCUGUUGUUUUCUACUGUAGAUCUAAGAGUAAUUACCUAAAUCCUCAUUCGGAGUGUAUUACCAUAAAAUGCAAUUCAUUGUGAGAGUAGUAUCACAUGUAAACUACAAUAUGCAGCAUCAUUUUUAACUUAAGGAGUAAGUUGCAGCUACACUAUUUGAAGUAUUUGAAGUAUAACUGAAGUAUACUAAGAAGUACAACGAAAUUGCAUUGCAGUGCUUUUUAAACAAGAAUUUGUCACAAAUUCUUGUGUAAUGUCUUUUACCUUCUGAACAGAGUAAGUGGGAUAAAAAAAAAAAAAUGUUUAAACCGUGAGUGAAAAGGGUUAAUAGUUAAUAAACCUCAACUCUCAAAUCAUUUUCUCACCUGUUUGCAAUACAAUUCUGGUACGUGAACUUUGAGUGUAGUUCUCUGCAAAGGAAGCCUUCUGAUAGUUGGAACUAUUAUCUGACUGUCUGGGGAAUGGAGUGAUUUGUUACAUGUGAAAAAUAUGUUUCAACUGGAUUUUAAUUACUAUGUUUCAACCAGAAGUAAGCCAAAUAUAAACUAAAAAGUAAAUCAAUAGUAUACUUGUAAGUUUAGUAUUGUGUUAGAGUAGAGUAUAUUUUAAGUAUACUCUUAUAGACUGGAAAGGACAUUAUGCUAGUACAGAGUAUACUUCUAUAUACUAAAACGGGGGCCAAUGUAGGUAACGUAUACUUAGACUGAUUUCCUUUCUAUAUGUUACAUUUAAAGUAAUGUUUAAAAGUUACUUCAUUUAGCAGGGUGUAGCUUUUUACUCUUCUUAUUCUUUUUUAUACUGGAACUUCAUUGUUUCUGUAUAAGGUGGUACUUUUAAGACACCUCUGCCUAACUACAGUGAACUAACCAGAAGUCUCGGAAUAUGCUCUGGUGGUCAUUUUACACAAGUUCAGGUGUCACACCUAUGAAACCUACACCACUAACCAGCAUCAGUCCUACAACUUCACUCUCAAAUUUAAUAAAUUCUGGGACAAGCAGAAACUGUAUUUUUAGCGGUGCAUUUUGUGGCAGGCCAGACUGCUAUAAAAUGCACUCUCCUUGUAGCACCACUUCAUCUUGGUUCAGAAGAGAUGUCCUGGAUAUACAUGAUAAUGCAACACGGGUGUUUUUGUUUGUUCAUGUUUAGCGUGUUGGGUUGUGUUUUUAAAGCGAAUGUUAUGUUUUUAAAGCAUGUUAUGCGACAGGUGUGUGUAGCACUGGUUACACAUCUCAAUGGGAGAGCAAUAGUCGAGACCACACCUUUAUCUGACGUACAACAUGACGUAUGGCGCACACUUUCAAAACAACAAUGGCGGAUAGCAGAUAUUGAUCGAGGCGGCUAAUGCUCCUUUCGCUGGUUGCCAACCACCAUUAAAUAACAAGAAGAAGAAAAUAUUGAUCUGCUUUUCUUAGUUUUGCACGUUUAAGACACAAUUCAGACUCAAACAAAGCUGCAAAGCAGGAGAACAACAUGACCAUCAACUAUUCUGUGCCACAGUCCCAGUUUGCUGCAGCACAGAGUGAUGAUGAGAUGGUGGAAGUACAACAGAGACAAUUUACGGACCGUUAACAUGUGCAACUUAGAAGUAGUCAGAGGUAACUGGAUGGAGUUCAGUCAGGUUAAAUGCACGGUUGAUUGGAUUAUAUCUGAAGAUCGUAUGUUAUUCGUGACAACUCUGCUAGACUCCAAAUUUCUCGUCCAUGAGGGAGUAUCUCAAAAGUAAAUGAAACAACUAAACUUAACACUUUUUCCCUAAAACGGACUGACAUGGGAAACAUUAAAGUUGGAUUGACACCAGCUAAUCAGUCUGAAGGGAUGGAAAUUGAAGAGGAACUCACAAGCCUCCUGCCGACACUAGACAGAGAGAAAAUAAUCUGCAUUGUAGAACAUCUGACGGACGUUAUUGGUGUACAACAAAAAAGUGAUCUUUUGUUUGUGGAGGCGGAAGAUCUCAAACCCUUUCGCACACCAAUUCAAAUACGUAAACUACUUCUUGCAUUUAAAGGAGGUUUGUGUAGGUUCUGUACAAAUCAUAGAGUUGAGUCUAUGAUUUGAAGGUCACUCAUAGACUCAUAUGUCACUGAUUAGCUUUUUUUUCUCUUCACCAUACUACACAUGUACUUUGACAGUAUAAUAUUGAAGAGCGUUUUGGGGCUCACAUUGUCUGGUAGAUAAUUAACACGGAAAACAUAAACAAAAGUAGACACUAAAUCUAACACCAUUAACCUGUCAUUGGUAGUGGUACAACUAAGGGUUUGAAAUUGUGACAUACUGUAAAAUAUAUUGACUCAAGCUCUUUUCAAUGCAAGACCUUGAGUUUGUAGUUCUUUUGCAGUCCUGGGAUUGCUUCUUUUCAUCUUCAGACAAGGUCCCCAAAAACUGCCUUGCCGUUACUACUCAAUCCUAAUUGAAGGGUUCAUUUUUUAGUGAGGACAUAUUUGUUGACAUAGUAGCUUUUUAAGGUAACUUUUCCAAUGAUCUUUAUUUAUUUAUUUUUUUAGACGGCAACAGACUAGAGAACCUGAAUGACACCAUUACUCUGGAGCCUUGCCCUGCUGCAUCAGCUGAAACAUCAAGCCAUCCACCUCACCCCUCCUCCUCCACGUCCACCACUAUGUACAACCAUUACUCCAGCUCUUGGGUCUCACACUUACAGAUUCCUUGGGAAAGAUUUCCACUCCGACUGUGGCAUGCAAUCACAAGAGGGGACAGAGCUCAUCCAGAGGACAGGAGAAGUAUGGUUAGAAUUGUUGUGGAGGCCAUGCAAGUUCACUGCAGGAACCCUAAACGUGCAUCUUGUGAAGAAGUUGCUAAAAUCAUUGUAAACAGAUACCCUCAAACAUUUGCAGAUUUUACUGAAAAGGGAGAAAGACUGGGUUGUGGACAUUAUUCACUACUGAGAAGCAUCAAAUCUAGAGUUGAACAUGUUAAUCGAGAUAAUACAACACAUAGGCUUCGUCAAACAAAGAGAACCAGGAAUGAGGAAGACUGCAGUUCCAAUAGUAAUGCAACCUCACCUAAAAAAGUUAGAUGCCUUGUUGAUAGCUAUGGUUGUAUAAAUUGGCAACCAAUUGAACUUCCUGAGGGGGAAACGCCAGCUUCUUUAGAGGAAAAGAAGCACAUCUUGUUAACAAUUUUUAAUUCAGAAGGACCUGGAGCUGUGGAGAGACCUGAUGUGGAUGACUUCAUGUGCCUCACAUAUAUUUCUCAGUGGCAGCUUAUCAACAGUUGUCCCUCACUUUCAGUAGCUGAAAUUCAGGAGCAGUGGCCAUUCUUGUUUACUCGGAAAGGUCUUUCGAACCACUUUUACAAACUCACAGGGAUCGAUAUCAGUGAGCGCUUAGGUCAGGCCCUCAUAACCAAAGGCAGAAGGAUUAUUAACUAUUUCUCCAGCCAGAAGCUCAAAUGGAACCUUGGUAUAAGGACACUCAUCCAGCAGAUAGAAAGUGAGGGAGUUUUGACCAACAACAAGGUUGGCACAGCAGCCAUACUUCUCAUGAUGAAGUAUUACAAGGAAGAUGAAGACUCCCUCUUUGUCUUAGCAGAUGAAACAUCUACCAGGAUGUCCCUUGAAGCAGAGAGCAACCUGCCAAUCACUCCAAGGCUGAUUAUGCUUGGACAAAGUUCAAUGACCGCCACCUGCUGGAUGGUGAGCGCAGAGGGGCGUGUAAUUGUUGAGCUGGACAAAGAGAACACCUUUGCUGAUGAGAUGUCAGUCUUCUUUGGUUCAUUCUAUGUAUUGAACCUGGAAUACCAAGAGUCAGCGUGUGCAACAUUGGAACUAAUUCAGAGGUAUGUUUGAACAGUUAGCU
Molecule: messenger RNA, 4935 nt
Organism: Oreochromis aureus
Lineage: Eukaryota; Metazoa; Chordata; Actinopteri; Cichliformes; Cichlidae
Exons: 4
Coding region: 3738-4925 (395 amino acids)
Source: RefSeq, a predicted model, not a curated record